Labrus bergylta (ballan wrasse) is the source of this 3521-nucleotide messenger RNA. The record is from RefSeq and is a predicted model, not a curated record. NCBI's taxonomy places the organism in Eukaryota, Metazoa, Chordata, Actinopteri, Labriformes, Labridae.
UUCACAUUGUCUUUGGACACACAAACAGGCGUAUAAAUUCUGACACUCACUGAAAGAUCUGCAGCUUCAACUAUUCCAGUCCUAGACUCGGCAGUAGCUCCAAGAAAGUUGAUAUCGUGGAUGUGGGCAAUAAUGGCGGUGCCUAGGAGUGUGUUAUUACUCCUGCUUUUACAGUUUUUUACUGUAAGAACAUCAGGAACACUUGUCUCCAGCUGUGAUUCAUGUCACGAUGAAGCCGCCUGCCACGAGUCUAAAGAAAGAGGCGACACUUUCUCAAACCAGACGCUCUCUUGUCUCUGUAACGAUGGUUUUGUAGGUGAUGGCCUCAUGUGUUACAGUAUAAAACUCUGUAGUGACUCUUCUUGCUGUAAAGAAGGUUAUCAGUGGUCACCAGACAGGGGCUGUGUGGACACGGACGAGUGCUCUCUUACAGACUCCCCAUGCAAACCAUCUCAGGUUUGCACAAACACUCCAGGCUCUUUCGUAUGCUUGGAGCCUUCCCCCAGCUCCAGAUCAGGUCCCUCCUCCCAGUCUGUCCAGUUCAGCUGUGGAUCCACUGUGUGUCCUUCAGGCACAGACUGUGUCAGAAUGAAUGGGACUCUCCAGUGUGCUGACCCCUGCCAGGAGUACACUGUGCUGAAUGAUGACUGGCGAUCAACAAAUAACACGUCCACCCAGAACCUACACUGUGACCAACAUGUUGACUGGCAAGGCUGGUAUCGGCUGUUUCUGGGGCAAACCAGUGCUCAGAUUCCAGAGAGGUGUGUGGCUGAAAACAGUUGUGGAACCCAUGCUCCUCUGUGGAUAACAACUCCUCAUCCCACACAGUCAGGUCAGAUUGUGAGCCGCACUGUGUGUGGCUCAUGGUUAGGAAGCUGCUGUUUUUUCUCCUCACACACCAUCCAUGUCAAGCUCUGCUAUGGAAACUACUUCGUCUACAAACUUGUGCGGCCAAUCUCAUGUUCGCUUGCAUACUGUGCAGAGGUGAACGAAGCAACUCCUGAAAAUCCUUCAACCACACCUGAUCCAAGUACAGCGACCUCUUCUGCCAGUCAGGUCAAUAUCACCUCCACCACAACACCCGACAACAGCUCAGCAGUUGAGGGUGAGGUCCGUCUGGUUAACAGAGGGAACCAGUCCUGCUCUGGCAGAGUAGAGAUCUUCCACCGUGGACAGUGGGGGACGGUGUGUGAUGAUCAAUGGGGCCUGGCUGAUGCUCAGGUGGUGUGCAGACAGAUGGGCUGUGGCAGGGCUCUGUCAGCACCAUCAGUUGCCUAUUUUGGACAGGGCAGUGGACCCAUCUGGAUGGAUGAUGUCUCUUGCACAGGCAGUGAAUCAAAGCUUGGAGAGUGCAGGCACAGAGGGUUUGGAUCACACAACUGUGGACACAAUGAAGACGCUGGUGUCGUCUGUGAAGCUGCUGCACCAGUCAGGCUGGUCAACUCUAAUAACCGCUGCUCUGGCAGAGUGGAGGUCUACCAUGAUGGUCUGUGGGGGACAGUGUGUGACGAUGCCUGGGACCUCAGUGAUGCUAACGUGGUGUGUAGACAGCUGGACUGUGGCCCUCCUCGUUCAGCAUUACUAAAUGCAGCUUUUGGACAGGGCAGUGGACCCAUCUGGUUGGAUGAUGUUGGUUGUUCCGGCAACGAAACAUCAAUAACAGAGUGCAGACAUCCAGGGCUUGGGGUCCACAACUGUAAUCACGUUGAAGAUGCCAGUGUCAUCUGUGAAGGUCAACCAGAAUCUAACAGCACAGUUGUACCCACCACUCCUGAUCCCAGACCUGGGAACAUCACCACCGCUGAAGUGACAGCUGACAUCCUCUCCACCACAACACCCGACAACAGCUCAGCAGUUGAGGGUGAGGUCCGUCUGGUUAACAGAGGGAACCAGUCCUGCUCUGGCAGAGUAGAGAUCUUCCACCGUGGACAGUGGGGGACGGUGUGUGAUGAUCAAUGGGGCCUGGCUGAUGCUCAGGUGGUGUGCAGACAGAUGGGCUGUGGCAGGGCUCUGUCAGCACCAUCAGUUGCCUAUUUUGGACAGGGCAGUGGACCCAUCUGGAUGGAUGAUGUCUCUUGCACAGGCAGCGAAUCAAAGCUUGGAGAGUGCAGGCACAGAGGGUUUGGAUCACACAACUGUGGACACAAUGAAGACGCUGGUGUCGUCUGUGAAGCUGCUGCACCAGUCAGGCUGGUCAACUCUAAUAACCGCUGCUCUGGCAGAGUGGAGGUCUACCAUGAUGGUUGGUGGGGGACAGUGUGUGACGAUGCCUGGGACCUCAGUGAUGCUAACGUGGUGUGUAGACAGCUGGACUGUGGCCCUCCUCGUUCAGCAUUACUAAAUGCAGCUUUUGGACAGGGCAGUGGACCCAUCUGGUUGGAUGAUGUUGGUUGUUCCGGCAAUGAAACAUCAAUAACAGAGUGCAGACAUCCAGGGCUUGGGGUCCACAACUGUAAUCACUUUGAAGAUGCCAGUGUCGUCUGUGAAGACUCUGCACUGCAUGAUCACCAGCUAAUUUGCAGCCCUGAUAAACUUCAAAUGGGGCUGGAUUUGGCUGACCUCACCUCAGGUUUGAACCCAUACUCUGGCAACUUGGCAUCUCUUAAUUGCUCCUGGGCCAGAGUACAAAAUAACAUGGUGUGGUAUGAAGUAGACGCUGUGGAAGGUGCCUGUGGAAACACUCUGACGACCAACCGCACACAUACGAUCUACUCCAACAGUCUAUUUGUCUACCCUGUUAUCAAUGGGUCCUUUAACCUUCCUGUGAGCAUCCCCUUCUCCUGUGCGUAUCCCCUGGAAACAGACACCAGCCUGAAUGUGGCUAUCAGACCAUUCCUGCCGUCUUCAGGGGGUAUUUUAGGAUCUGGUGCCGGACCCAGUGCCGUCAUGUCUCUUUUCCGUAACUCCGCCUUCACUGAGACUUUCCCAGCUGGAGGGGUCAACCUGCCACUGGGUUCACCUUUGUACGUGGGUGUCUCUGUAACAGAAAGAGAGCUCAGAUUUGUUGUUGUUCUGGAGGAAUGUUACGCCUCUCACUCACCCGAUCCUCACUAUUACCAGCGAUACUCUCUCAUCCAGAACAAGUGUUCGACCGAUGCCCAACAGGUGUCUGUGAUUGAGAGCGGCAUGUCUUUGCGUGCUCGUUUCUCUGCCCUGCUCUUCCUGCUGGAGGACGAUUAUAGAGCCAUUUAUCUUCACUGCAACAUAAGCCUGUGUGACCGAGAGAGAUUUCACUGUGUCCCAUCCUGUCGAAGGAGGAAAUAUCGCUCUGUUUCCAGCUCUGUUGCUAUGGCCCGAGUCACCAUUGGACCAAUUGCUUGGGACAAGUCAACUAAGUGAGCUGGUUACACCAACACAUCCCAUAAUGUCAUAUCAUGAAGACGUUUCUCUUAUGCACAAGACAUGAAACUAUUUUAAAAACUGGUUUAACCUUUUAUAAUCAAACUUUUCACACUCACACACAGUCUGCUCUGAUUCUUCUGUCCUUUGUAAUGAUUGUGUAACAAAUCAACAAUAACAAA